Messenger RNA from Cydia fagiglandana, 1143 nucleotides. RefSeq lists its product as uncharacterized. The record is from RefSeq and is a predicted model, not a curated record. The transcript is spliced from 2 exons. Lineage: Eukaryota; Metazoa; Arthropoda; Insecta; Lepidoptera; Tortricidae. Bases 95 to 1072 code for a protein of 325 amino acids.
UCGCGCAUGCCACACGCUGCCGCACCCAGUUUCCGAACGGCGUGCGCCAUUUUAGGUUAUCACAAAUUAUUUUUACCGCGAGUCUGCUAUAAUAAUGGAAUGGACGAACGAAAAAUUACUAAACUUCAUCAAAGACUACAGAAAAUGCAAAGUACUAUGGGAUAUAAGGAACCCCAACUAUAAACAUAACGGCAAGAAACGUAAAAUCCUUAUCGCUUUCGGACAGAAGUACGGAAUGGACGAGUGCGGUGUAAGGAAGAAAAUAAAGAAUUUACGGAGUGCGUUUCACAGGGAACACCAUCGAUUGACGAGUAAGAUGAAGGAUGAUCAUGAAAGAGAUGACGUUAGAAAAUGGUUCGCGUAUGACGCCUUGAAGUUUAUACUGGAUGUCACGGGACCUUACAUGACUAAAAGAGAAGAACAAUCAAACUCUGCAGAAGAAUCAUUUCAAGAAGAAGAUUACGAGAACGACCAGGAAACUUUUGAUAUAAGCACUCAAUACAUUCAACUAAUGGACGAAUCGCCAGAAAGAUCUAAGAGUCCAGACAAACAAAAGUACCAAAACUCUCUAAUAGCAAGUACCGAGGAAGAUGAAUACGAUCUUUUUGGCCGCUCAAUGUCGAUGCAGUUGAGAAAAAUGCCAGAAUUAGUAGCGUUAGACUUGAUGCAGAAAAUGCAACUAAUGGUGUUCAACGCGAAAAAACAGCUAAGCAAAUCGAAGAACAAGACAAAAGUGAAAAUACCUCAGCCGGUGUCGCACAGUGUCCCAUCUACAAGCAAGAAGAGAGUUCGAUCAGCGUCUCCUAUGUCACAUAACUCAGUUAAGUCGUCCCCUCGGUCAUCACCCAUGUACAAAUUUGAAACCAUUAGCCCUGAUGAUACUGGUGUCGAUGACAAUACCGAUAAAGAUUUCUACGAGUACAUGAUCACUGUUGAAGAUGAUAAGCAGGAUAUUGAAAGAAUAAAUAAAAAUGCAAGCGAUUUGAAGCAACAGUUGAAAAGGAAAAGCUUAAAGUCGAUUGAUCCUCUAGAAGUAAAACGUAUUAAAGAUGAAGAAAAUGUUGGGCAUUAAGUAUAUGAGCCGUGCUCUUUGACUUGUUACAGUAAAAUACUACAUGUCUCAUAGGUACGAAAUAAAUUUUA